CGACAAAAGGCGUCGACGUCGUCAGUCUCGAAUCUACCUCCAUCAGCUCAAGUACCGUCAUGGCCGCCACCACGUUUGAAGAAGCCGUUGCUGCCAUCAAGGACUGGAACCCUGCCACCCAACCCACCAACGACGAGAAGCUCGCCAUCUACGCCUUGUACAAGCAAGCCACCGUCGGCGACGCCACCGGCGACCGCCCCGGCAUCUUCAACUUGACUGCUCGCUACAAGUUCGACGCGUGGGCCGCCAAGAAGGGCCUGUCCCAAGACGACGCCAAGGCCGCCUAUGUGGUCGAAGUGAACCGCCAAUUGGCUGCGUACAACUAAACUAGUCUUAGAAUAUCAUACCCCCCUUGCCUCUCAUUGUUACUCGAGUGUUAUUUCCA
Molecule: messenger RNA, 385 nt
Organism: Aphanomyces astaci
Lineage: Eukaryota; Oomycota; Saprolegniomycetes; Saprolegniales; Verrucalvaceae
Exons: 1
Coding region: 60-326 (88 amino acids)
Biological process (GO): fatty acid metabolic process
Molecular function (GO): fatty-acyl-CoA binding
Source: RefSeq, a predicted model, not a curated record